Orbicella faveolata is the source of this 2430-nucleotide messenger RNA. RefSeq names its product acid-sensing ion channel 1A-like. The record is from RefSeq and is a predicted model, not a curated record. Gene Ontology annotation, biological process: sodium ion transmembrane transport. Gene Ontology annotation, cellular component: plasma membrane. NCBI's taxonomy places the organism in Eukaryota, Metazoa, Cnidaria, Anthozoa, Scleractinia, Merulinidae. Gene Ontology annotation, molecular function: ligand-gated sodium channel activity.
AUGCCUGUUAUUCAAGUGAAACCGAUUUCACUUGACCUCCCUACUGAUUCUACGAAGAGAAACGUGGAGCCUGAAAAGUCAUCGCAGUCUUCCAAAUGGAAAGACUUUGCCUCGAACACAACUCUUCACGGACUGCGAUACAUUGUCCAAAACGGGCUUUCCAUUCACAGGCGAGCGUUAUGGCUGACAUUCCUUUGCGCUUCUGCCAGUUUCUAUACUUAUAACGCAACCAUAAGCUUUGGGAAAUUCAUGUCAAGACCUACAAAGACAGUAAUUACACAAGAAACGCCAACUGGCGGCUUGAAGUUUCCGUCAGUGACCAUCUGCAAUUUAAACAAGUUUAUGAAAUCCAAGAUAGAUAUGGCAGAUGACAAUGAAAACUUUAUAAAAAUGGGAUUGAACAUAAGUGGAUGCCAUGAGACGCGAGAGGUUCGAGGAAAUCUCACUUGUGGCCAAGCAUUCCUGUGUGCUUAUUACAUAUAUGGCCCGGCUGUUGUAAAUGGCUGUAAUGAAACCACGCGCCAGAACAUAAUCAAUGUUCUUACUGGCUCAUCAAAGCGUUUACUGGACGAAGAAAAAUUUCUCACCAACUAUGGGCAUGACUUUGUUGGCUUGUGGUUUAAGUAUUGUAGCUUCGCUUCUCUAGGGCCAUGCUCUGAAAAAGACUUCGUUCGGACUCUUACAGCAAGGUUCAUUUGUUAUACAUUCAACUCUGGGCAUAAUGAAUCCGGUACGAUGUUCUAUUCGAAAUUUGAAGGACCCGACCUUGGCCUCAACAUUAUUCUGAAUGUUCAAACUAAUGAAAGCACACUGAGUGACUUUUCAACCGGAUUAAAAGUGAUUGUGCACAAUCAAAAAGCAUUUGUUAACCCAAAUAGUGGAUUUAACAUAUACCCGGGUACUCAUGCGACAGUUGCGCUCAAGUUAAGGGAGCACAAAAGACUUCCAGCACCUUUCGGAACAAACUGCAGCACCAAGGACCAGUUGCCUGGAGUAGGUACUUACACAAAGGACGGCUGUAUUUACCAAUGUCUUACAAAUCUGACGUCCCAUCAGUGUGGAUGCCGUAUACCUGGUUUUCCAGAUGUGAGGCAGUUCCCUGUGUGUUCUAGUUUUCGAGACGCUGCAUGUAUUGGAAAUGCUGCAAUGGACGCCAACUUGACAGAGUGCCAAUGCCACAACCCAUGCUCUGAACUUGAGUAUGAGUCACGUGUUUCUUACUCCAAAUUUCCACAUUCUUCUGUGAUUAAACUGCGCUUUCAAAUUUCUUUGGCUGGACGGGGCCUAGAUUGGUGCCUAGUCCUUAUAUCUGUGCUAAUACUGUCACUGCAAUUUGUCACAGGUGAGCUUGGUGGCAAUAUGGGCUUGCUCCUUGGAUGCAGUUUAAUGACGCUCUUCGAGUUCAUUGACUUCCUGUGGGAAGUUGUAACGUCCAAGAUACGGAAGCGUUCGAGGAGUGAGGACACUCAACCUAACAACGGCUAUUAUUAAACAAUUCUGAUGUCAUCGUAUGGCACUAGAGUUCUGACAGCCCCGCUCGGAUCGAUGUUGUAGUGUCUCUUACUUUGUAAUUCAGCUAGGAAGGAUACAGAUGCUCUAGUGUUACUUACACCAUAGUUAAGAGAGAGGAAUGGUUAAGAAGCGCGUAAACAUCAAAGAAGCAAACAAGCAGGCUAAGAUUUAUGUUGGAAGGUUCUUGAUCCGGCAAAUCUUUUGUUUUAUCUUCAUUGACUAUAUGCACGAAUAACAUAAUCGUAAAGAUUCUAUUGGUUAGUUGUCUGAGCACCACCAUUUUGUAUUUUGCCAGGUUUUGUGCAGGGUCAAGCCCCAAAAUCUCAUCUCACUCUAUCCCUCAUCGUGCUCUGUAGGACACCUAUGGCCAUUCAGAAACGCCUUUUACCCAUUUCAGUCUCUCGCUGACAGCCAUCCCAUCUCCUUUCGCUCUCUCUCUACCCCGCUCCUCCAGGUCGUCGGUGGCCUGCCUGGUCUUCUUUUGCCUCCUAGAUUAGGGAUGCCCAGGUCAGUGCAGUUCUGCCGAUGUUAUUGCAAGAACUGUUAUUGAUGUUAUUCUGAUCCCCAAAAGACCCAAAAAAGAAAACAUACAACAAAGAACUUUGCCAGGUCUCUUAACCAUUUUAACUCUAUUAACUAUGCUUACACUUUGUAAAAAUACGUUUAGUACAAUAGCAUUAACAUGUGCAAGUUAUCCUAAAUCAUUUUCCUUCCUACGUUUUAACAACCAUGUAUAAACCUAGUUGUCAUGAUUAUUUUGGGGCUUCAAUCCAUUUUAACGGCUCUUUUCACCUUAACAGAUAGCACAUUUAAAUACAGCUGCAUAUAAAACGUGUACAAAGAUAAGCAUGUGCAACUACAUUCUAAUAUGCCGAAUUAUUCUCGCAUUGUGAUUCGGCUCUUGCAUCGUGAUUAACA